GUCGGUCCAAGUGUGAACACAACUUCUUCAUUCCAUUCGCAAACGUGCAACUGUGACGACUGUGAGCUCGUACGUUACGUUCUUGAGUGAAAACGAUAAUUAGAAUCAUUUGCGAAUUGGUUCGCACUUGUUUGUUUUAGCAUCGAAGUGAUCAAUUGACUCAAAAACAAAGCUGUAAAAAAUUGUAGAAAAUAAGUGAAAUUUCAGUGAUCUCAAAUUUUAGACCUAAAACGUGCCGAAGUGUCGAAGUGCAAGCGCACACUUGUCACGCGUGCUGCAACAACAUUCCUAAAGAUCGCGUCACUCACGCAUUGAAGACAGGAACUCAACUGCUGUUGUUCAACACUUACACCACGACAACGGCAGCUCCCACACCCACACCCACUCUUGCGUGUGUGUUCUCAAGGAGCAACAUAAUCGCAUCGCAAUCGCCCGACACAGCACUGUGUGAGGAAACAUGAAAAUAAAACUAUCAAAACAGUACGAAACGAAAUCCAGUUGAGUGAGGACGAAACUUUGGCCUCGGCUCUCCGCAGAAAGUGCCGCCAACACGGGAAGUGCAACUCCCGAGCCCGAGUCUGAGGAGUGUGAAGAAAAAAAAGUGAAGACAGUCAAGUAUGCAAAAAAUAUGCAUGAUUGAAAAAAAAAAAAAUCAGUGACCCUUUGAAAAUAAAAUUUAGAUAAAAAAUUAAGUGAACAAACAGUUUGAAAAACUUAGCAAAAUUGGUUAAGUAACACCUGAAUUGCCUCGCACAGCAGCAAACAGUUUUCCAGCUUCCCCACUAUUUUUGAAAUAUUUUUUUCGGACCCGCUGUGUUUGAGGUUAUCAAAAUUCAAAAAAAAAAUUGCUCAUCCCCUGUUCCUGUAACUAUUGUGUUAAGUGCGUGUUUUCGGUGUGUUUGUGUUUUAUGUGAACAAACCCAACCCAGUGGUGAAUAUGAGCACGGGUUUCGUAAAUUCAUCGAACGAAAGAACAAUCCAAACUGUUUGAAAAUCGGCACGAGAGAGAGAGAAACGAAUCAUCAUCCAUUCGAAUCAAGUUACCGCAAAUUUAGAAGCUAUCAAGAUGGGUAGCAGCGAAGCGCAAACUUACUGUCUGCGAUGGAACAAUCACAAGAGCAAUCUGGUCGAAAUCCUGGAUGCACUCAUCAAGAUGGAGUGCUAUGUCGACUGCACGAUCUACGUUGACGACCAGGUUCAGUUCAAGGCUCACCGAGUGGUGCUGGCCGCCAAUUCGCCAUAUUUCCAGUCCAUCUUGCAGGACGUCCCGAUGGACCACUGCAGCAUCCUUUUCCCCGGUGUGCAAGAAUUCGAGAUGCGUGCCCUGUUGGAGUACAUGUACACGGGAGAAGUGAACGUCACCCAGGCGCAGAUUCCACGAAUCAUGAAGAUUGCCGAACAGUUGGAAGUGAAGGGGCUGUUCGAUAUGGCCGAUCUGAAGGGACGCUUCGAGAAAAUGGUCGACGAACGGGAACGUGAAUCUGCCUUUACCAGCAGCAAUUACAGCAGUAGUAAGCCACACACGCUAACAAGCAAUCAGCAGUCUCCACCCGCGGUCAUUUCGACCUCCACAAAUGUCUCAAUUGCUCAGAGCAGUAGCUCAUCCCCACCAUAUUCGUACAAAUCCCCCUACACCAGUCUGUAUUCCCGCAAGAGUCCCUCAGAUAUCGAUCGUGACCGGGAACGGGAGCGGGAUCGUGACCGGGAAAGGGACCGUGAUCACGAAGAGCGAGAUCGUCGUGAACAGCUGUCCUCGUUCCCUCAUCCACCACCGCCCCAUUCAUCAUACUCCCACCCAAGCGAACAUCCCCAGGACGAUCAACCCCAAACCUCGUCAUCAUCGUCAAUCUCCGUUCAGCAGCAGCAGCAACAAUCCCAAAACCAUCGAUGGUCUCUACCCCCUCAAAUCCCAGUCACCCUACAUCAACCUCCCCAGCUGCACAGUAUGCUCAGCUCGGUGUACGAUUCGAACGCAGAUAUGAACCCCCUGAAACGCAAAAAGCUCCAAUCCAUGUCCAGUAUGCUCCGUGACACCCCGAUCCUUCGCAACGUUCUCGCCCAACCAAACGCCGCUGACUCAUCGCAACCCACGUCAUCCGCCCUGUCGCUCCAACAAACGUUGCCCGGAACCAGCCCCGAAGCCAGCACAUCCGUCGUGGCGAGUACUUCCGAUGUUCAUCACCACCCGGCGGACCCGAGCAGUAGCCAUCACUCCAACGGCGGCAGUUAUCGGCAUAUCAAUGAACCACUUUCGCCCUACGGAGACGGAUCGUACGACGACGAAGCGAUGAUGGAACCACGCUUGAACUACAGCGCCGAUGAUGCACGGCUCGCAUCCUACGUUCCCCACCAGCAGCAGAAACCCGAGUGGAAACGGUACAAACAGUACCGCCGGCAGGACCUCAUGAACGCUAUCGACUGCGUUCGCAAAGGUAUGAGUGCGUUGCAGGCGUCCCGUAAGUUCGGCAUCCCCUCGCGAACACUGUACGACAAGGUGAAAAAACUGGGCAUCACAACCGGUCGACCGAUGAACCGCGCUAUCAAACGAAGCCCCAGCUCCAGCACUAGUCCUGCCACAUUCCCGUAUGGCCUAGGCGGAGCGACCCACAUGUUCGCCGCCGGACCUUCCGGCGAGCAACAGAUCCCCUCACAGUCCCAGAUGCCCCACGGAGACGAGGAUAAUGGAAGGAUGAUGAAUCCCAGCUCGACCCAUCAUUUACCACCCACGAUCCCCCAUCCCGCUGCAGCUCUCCUGGACCCAUCAUUCCUCCAGCAAGCUCUGGAGGCCCGGGGCGGAGAUAUUGCCGGUCGUGAAGCGCUACACGCUAUGGCGUUUGCGGCGGCGGCUCACGCUGCAGUUAACGGAAUCAACACCUCGCCUGGAACCCACGGAACGGCACGCUCCCCCAGUCCAAAUGUUCUCAUGAAAUAUAUGCGAUCGGUUUCGAUGGGUUCAGCGGAAGACCGUGAGCGAACCAGGACAGAGUCCAACGAAGAGGAACGUCACCAUCAUCACCAUCGCAACAAUGGAUCCGACGCAUACGAACGACCGGAAAGAGAACCCAUGGAUCAUGAGGACUCACGGGAUAUCAGUGGUGGUGGCGAUGACAUGGUGGAAGAUCUCUCGAUGACACGACGUGGACCAAGCUCGGACCGUGGUUCGAUAUCACCUCCACCAAUGCCAAGCCAUUCCCAGCAUCAACAUCCGCCGCCACAUUCACAACACCUCCUGCCACCACCACCCCAAAUGCCACCCCAGCAACAGGGGGUGAUUGUCCCGGCGCCUGGCAAAGCCAAGGAGGACUACAAUCCGAUGCCUAUCAAACGGGAGGUUAUCCCUGACAGCAACGUCCACAUGGAAUCGUCAUAAGAGGUUAGUUUUGAAGUCACGGCCGACACUUUUCCAUCGUUCCGGUGGAAGGUCCUUUUAAACUCGUACUAUCAAAUUUCUAAACUCCCAAUCGAGUAGUGGAAUACUUUUAGUUACUACCAUUACCUUUAAGUUAUCCUAUUUUUCCUAUUUAAUGUUACCAUUUGUGUAGACACGAAAGCAAAAAGACAUUUUGAAGCUCAAAGGAGAAAAUCGAAAUAAGAAACUGAACGAACGCUAACUAUUAAUCACACAAGACCGCGCAACAUGAGUUACCUUAAAUUACAACAAAAAAUUAUUAUCAUAGUUUAAUUUAUCUACGGUUUAUUUUAAUAACUAAUUCCAAUCGAUUCGAUCAGCAUAGAAUAACAGGAAUCUCUGAGAGAGAGAGAGAGAGCAAAACAAACCCACCGAAGCAACCAAAAACCAUAUUGUUACAAACAAACAAAAUAGACUGAAGCUACGAAAGUUCCAAUUAGUGCCCCGAAUCACCCAAAUCAUCCACUAGCAACACAAUUUAUACCAGUUCCAGAAACCAAGGUGCAAUAACGAAAAGGAUUGUUUGUUUUUUUUACGACGGCAGGAAAUCUUAUAUUUUUUGUGUAUUUAUACUAUUUUGCGUUACUGUAUGUUUUUUUUUUUUGUUUCCUUUAUUAUUUGUUUUCUGUUAUUAUCAUCGAAUCUACCCUAUCCGAGGGGAGUUGAAACCGUAUCGAAUUCCGUACUAAAACUAUUAGGCUUAUCUUUCGCGAUUUGAGUUCCUCCCGCCCAAACUGUAUAUAUAUCUUUAUCGGGAGCAUCCGCAAGACAAGCCUUUAAUUUUGUUAUAAACUUCACCGACUAGUGCCUAUCGACAUACUUGGAAGGAAUUCAACAUUUACUCUGUUUACGUUCGUGUUACCAUAAGCUAGCAAAAAAAUGAUUUAGACUAAUGUCAUUGGAUGUAAAGUUGUGAAGCCAUAUCUCAAUCGAGGCAAAAAAAAAUCAAACAAACAGAAUAAAAAACGCAAAAAUUAAUAGAGUAGCUGUGAGCAAAAAUAAAAGUAGGAAACCCCGUAGCAUAAUGUGUUUAGUGUUAGUUGGAAUCAAUGCCAUAUUUGAGUAGUAGAAGGAAAAUCAGCACCGCACUGUGAAGUGAGAAUUGCAAGAAGAAAUCAAAACGUUUUUGUUUCUUUCUGGUAGAAAAGACUGAUUGAGCGGAAAUAUUGUUACUGAACAACGCGAAGAAAAAGAGUAGUAAGGAUUUGAAAGGAAUGCUGUGUAGGCAAUAAGUUCGUUCGAACGCUAAGUUGUUUAAAUUCUUCGUUUUUUGUCACAUUCAUAUAUAUAUUUUAGAAUGAGUUUUUAAGACUGAGUUAGACUUGUUUCUUGUCCGGGUAAUACCACCACUAUUACUUAGAUAUUUAUUCGCAAGACAAAGCAGACAAAACAGCGAAACCUGGCAGCGUAAAAUUUAAAACUGUAAUAUAUUCUAGAGAUGUAAGUGAAAUGAUGGAAAAAACGCUCAGAAAUAAAACCUGAAACGAAGAUAGUGCUGGGCCGAUGCAAUACUACAAACACACACAUAGUUGCCACCCCUUUUGUGGGAGCAUACAAGCGGAGAAAAUCCACCCAAUUGCCAGAGCCAACAGCAGUUAACGCAAAUCAAGCGUACGCAUGUAUAUUUUUAUAACGCAAACCAUGAAAUGUAAGUUUAGUUGCUCACCAUAAAUAUUUUUUUAUAACUAGUGUAAAUGUAAAAUACAAAAACAACACUAUUAGAGAUAGUUGAUAGAAUAAAUAGCAAAAAAACAGAAAAGAAAAUCAAAAACUCAAACAAGUUCCAAACACAAAACUAAUCGUUGCCUAGAUGUUAGUUACGCUAAUUUUGUGUAAACAGAAAAGCUGAAAAUUCUUUAUUUUAAACUAGAAUCUUGUGGGGAUAAAACGUUGUAAGUUAUGAUUUGAUCCUAGCAGAGAUAUGAAUAUUUUUCUUUUUGGAAAAAGAUUCCUAUACAUGAAAAAAGAAACUUUAUAGUAAAUGUAUAGCAAAGUGCAUGAAAUAAAAACGUGAU
This is a messenger RNA of Toxorhynchites rutilus septentrionalis, 5424 nucleotides long. RefSeq names its product protein bric-a-brac 1-like. Gene Ontology annotation, molecular function: DNA binding; protein binding. The transcript has 3 exons. The record is from RefSeq and is a predicted model, not a curated record. The coding region runs from base 1067 to 3370 and encodes 767 amino acids. Gene Ontology annotation, cellular component: nucleus. NCBI's taxonomy places the organism in Eukaryota, Metazoa, Arthropoda, Insecta, Diptera, Culicidae. Gene Ontology annotation, biological process: regulation of transcription by RNA polymerase II.